AUGGCGCACUUCUUGAAGAAAAUCGCUUCCAAAUCUCGUGAACUGCCGAGGCGAUUGCAUCUUAAAGCCAGCGUUUGCUUGGCCCUACGAUCUAAAGCUGAAAUUAAAGACGGUCCCGGUUUGAGCCAUUUUAUUGCGAAUUCAUCGCGAAGACCGACAACAAUUUCUCCGACACUCGAACAAACAACUACCUACCUUUCACCCGAAGACUAUGACGGACAAGGACGUAUGGUGAAGUUAGUGACGUAUGGAUGCCAAAUGAAUGUGAAUGAUAUGGAAGUAGUGCGCUCUUUCUUAAAACAAAGUAAUUACAAUGAAACCGAGGAAUUGCAAAAGGCUGACGUUGUGCUUUUGAUGACAUGUUCAAUACGAGAAGGGGCCGAAGAAAAGGUCUGGCGUGAAUUGAAAAGAAUAAAACAUGUAGCGAAACGGAAACAAACUGUUGGCGUACUUGGCUGUAUGGCUGAGCGGGUAAGGCACAAACUUUUUGAUCAACAAGGAUUGUGUGAUCUUGUAGCAGGACCUGACUCAUAUAGAGAUUUGCCAAGGCUCUUAGCUGUAUCGCGAUCAGGUCAACAUGCUAUUAAUGUUCAACUAUCGUUGGAGGAAACAUACGCCGAAGUGGCUCCAGUUCGACAAGAUUCUCUUACCAAAACGGCAUUUGUCUCUAUUAUGCGCGGAUGCGAUAAUAUGUGUACGUAUUGCAUUGUUCCAUAUACGAGAGGUAGAGAACGAAGUCGACCAAUUGAUUCCAUUUUGGAGGAAAUAAGAAGGCUUUCUGGCGAGGGUGUUCGUCAAGUCGUAUUGCUUGGACAAAAUGUUAAUAGCUACCGUGAUAUGUCCGAAUCUACAUUUUCGCUCAAUUUUGAUGGCAUCCAAAGUAUUCCUGACUUUCGGACUGUUUACAAACCUAAACAGGGUGGAAGAACAUUUGCUACAUUGUUAGAUCUUGCGUCGAGAAUUGAUCCGGAGAUGAGGAUACGAUUCACCUCGCCACAUCCGAAAGACUUUCCUAGACCAGUAUUGGACCUCAUUGCCGAACGAACAAACAUUUGUAAGCAAAUUCAUCUACCGGCACAAAGUGGAGACAAUGGAGUCCUGGAAAGAAUGGGUCGUGGUUACACCCGGGAACUCUAUUUAUCUCUGGUCGAGGAGGUUUAUGCUAGGAUUCCAAAUGUAUCCUUAACCAGCGAUUUUAUAUCUGGAUUUUGUGGAGAAGAUGAAAAGGCUCAUCAGGCGACAAUCGACUUGAUUAAGCAAGUGAAGUACGAUUUUUGCUAUGUAUUCCCAUACAGCAUGCGAGAGAAGACCAAAGCAUAUCAUAAACUGGUCGAUGACGUGCCUGACGACGUUAAAAGAAGAAGACACGAGGAACUAGCAGCAGUGUUUCGGAAUGAGGCCGCAAAAUUGCAUGCAUCACUGGAGGGCUCUACUCAACUUGUACUUGUUGAAGGGGAGAGUAAACGGAGCAAAGAAAAGGUAUCAGGAAGAAUUGAUGGAGGGACCAAGGCAAUUUUUGAUAAAAUGCUCGACAAUGGAGAGAUUCUUUCAGCAGGAGAUUAUGUGAAAGUUCAGGUGACAUCUUCAAAUUCGCAAACUCUCUUGGCCAAGCCGAUAGCUCGAACAACACUUUCCGAGUGGUCGGCUUGUAAUGUUGUUGAGCUGCAUUUUGUUAAUAAAACUGGACUAAUAUCUGCUUUGCUCGCUUUAGGAUUUGUUACAAUCAAUCUAUCAACUGACUCUGUGGGUGGUCCGGGCGAAGUGGCCGGUCUUUCUCUCUUUCUUCGUGUUGGCACAACGAAUUUUCAAAACACUUUUAUUGCUGGCGAUAUGAAAAGAAAAAUUACUUGCCAAAAU
Mesorhabditis belari is the source of this 1857-nucleotide messenger RNA. NCBI's taxonomy places the organism in Eukaryota, Metazoa, Nematoda, Chromadorea, Rhabditida, Rhabditidae. The record is from the annotation of a GenBank genome assembly.